AUGGCCGACAGCAAUGGCUCCAGACCGGAUGAUGGCACCUUUUGGGCUCCGGGAACGCUACGACUAGAGGAUUUGACGGGGCCCGCAACGGACGUCAUCCUCCACCCAGUGCCUAGCACCGAACCAGAUGACCCCUUGAACUGGAGCAAAUUGCGCAAGACCAUCAACUUCGGCUUGACCGGCUUCUUCGUCCUUUGGACGUUUGUACAGCUCCAGAGCGGCACGACUUCGUGGGGCCAAAUUGCACCUGAACUGGGCUUCACCAACGAUCAGCUGAACAAUGGCGGCGCUAUGAGCUGUGCUGGGCUUGCAGUCGGUUGCAUGAUCUUCAUGCCCUUCGUACACAAGUACGGACGAAGACCUCUGUAUCUGCUCAGCUCUGCGCUCCAGUUGAGUGGGGUGUUGUGGCAGACCCAGAUGGCAAACUAUGGUGACUAUAUGGGCAGCAACUUCCUUGCUGGACUGGGCGGUGCUAUUAGCGAGGCUGUCAUCCAGAUCACCAUUGCUGAUUUGUUCUUCGUCCACCAACACGGAACUAUGAACGCAUGGUACCUCGUCUUCACGUCCGUGGGUGCCUCCCUCGGCCCGGUAGCCGCCGGCUUCGUUGUGGAGUCGCAGGGCUGGAGGUGGAUCUGGUGGUGGUGCACCAUCUUCCUCGGUCUGAACUUUGUCCUCGUCCUAUUCUUUUUCGAAGAGUCAAAGUAUGUGCCCAUUCUGAAUGGUCAGAGUGUGCCACACACGGCUGGCUCGGAUGGACUCGAAGACGGCCGUCCCGACUCAGGGCUGCAAAAGGCCACAGAAGGCAAAGGCGACGCAAAGCACACCGCCAUGGAGCGCAUACAAUCCCGAAUCGACACCUCCUUACCACGGAAGACUUAUCGUCAGCGCAUGGCCAUUGUCACUCCUUCCAAGCAACGCAUCGGCCACCACUUCUACCAGCCAAUCGUUGUCUUGUUCACUUUCCCUGCCGUGGCCUUUGCUGCACUUACGUAUGGAACCCUGCUGGCAUGCAUGGCAUUGAUGAGCUCAUUACAGGCCGUCUACCUGUUGCAACCACCAUACAACUUUGGAGCCUCUGGCGUUGGACUCAUGAACAUCGCCCCGUUCGUUGGCACGUUCUUCGGAUUCUUCGCGGGUGGUUUCCUGAACGACAGAUCGAUCAUGUACUUCGCCAGGCGGAAUGGAGGCAUUUACGAACCAGAGAUGCGCCUGUGGAUCACUCUUAUCUCAGCAAUCCUGCUCCCGGGCGGUAUCCUGAUGUUUGGGCUAGCCUUAGCCAGGGGUCUGCACUGGAUGAUAUUGGCCGUAGGAUUCGGGCUGUUCGGCUUCACAUUUGUCCUAGCUAGUGGCGUCGCGCUAUCAUACGUGACAGAUUGCUAUCAAGAGAUCCUCGGAGAUGCUAUGAUAGGCAUCGUCUUUGUCCGGAACCUGUUCGCCGUCGUCAUCCUCUUCGCGCUCACGCCGUGGACGAACGACAUGGGUAUACAGAAUGUCUCCAUCAUCACGGCGGCUGUCUGCUUUGCGAUCUUGCUGAUCCCCAUUCCCCUGCUACUGUGGGGCAAGAAGAUCAGGGUUGCGACGGCGAAGAAAUACAAGCGCAUGGCAAUGCGACAACCAGCCCAUAGAACACUUGAGUAG
Messenger RNA from Alternaria infectoria, 1638 nucleotides. RefSeq lists its product as uncharacterized. Gene Ontology annotation, molecular function: transmembrane transporter activity. The transcript is spliced from 4 exons. The record is from RefSeq and is a predicted model, not a curated record. Bases 1 to 1638 code for a protein of 545 amino acids. Lineage: Eukaryota; Fungi; Ascomycota; Dothideomycetes; Pleosporales; Pleosporaceae. Gene Ontology annotation, biological process: transmembrane transport.